ACAGAGUGAGUGUGUGAAUGUCUGUGGUGUAUUUUGGGAGAUGGUGACGGGAAGGGGGUUGAAUUUUUUGUCGCCAUGGGGACAGGAGGGGCUGACAUUUGAAGUUUAUCUCAUACACACGCAGUGCUGCCGUGGACUCGCUGGAAGCACCGUGGUACAAAGAUGAAGCCAACACUUAUAGCCAUCUUGUGUCUACCUCUUCUCGUCAUUCACAUUAAACCUUCACUGGCUUCCAAAAGUGGAAAGUUUCCUCAGAUAAUGAAUGCUUUUAAGAAGCCUUCAAAAACAAAACCUAAUCUGGACACUAAGUCUAAGACCCAACAGUCCACACAGUUCAACCAAGGAGGGUACCCCCAACAACCAAGUAGACCAGGAGGAUACCCCAACACAGGAGGCUACCCUCAACAACCAAGCAGACCAGGAGGAUACCCUUACCAAGGAGGUAACCCCAACCAAGGAGGUUACCCUCAACAACCAGGCAGACCAGGAGGAUACCCUUACCAAGGAGGUAACCCCAACCAAGGAGGUUACCCUCAACAACCAGGCAGACCAGGAGGAUACCCUUACCAAAGUGGGUACCCUAAUCAGGGAUUCUACCCAGGGUACCCAGGACAUCAAGCUGGUGCUUACCCAGCACCGGUCUACCCAUACAGGGGCAGUUAUGACAGUUACGGGGGUUAUCCAGGUGGGUACAUAAACCACAACCCAAACAACAAAAUCCUGAGUCCUCACUAUGCCAGCAGCUUUGGGUAUGGGGGUUAUGGUGCUGGUGGCGGCUCUCCCUUCUCAAACUAUGCAAAGACACAGGGCUUUGUUCCCUCUGAUAAAUCCAAAGGUUUUGGUCGCAGAGCAGCAUUGGCGGCAGCUGGAGGCGCUCUGACAGGAAUGGCCCUUGGCUACGGGUUAGGACGGUUCCCCCGUCCUCACUUUCACUUCCACAGCCCCCAGGAGGAGUAUUACUACAACUACUACAUGUACAGGAAGUAUGGUAUUAUAUCUACUGAUACAAAUGACUUCAGCAGAGAUUACGAAUACAUACAAGUUGACGUAACAUUUGAUAGUUUCAUAAAGUCCUGCAUGAAUAGAGCAGAUCUUCUCCCUGUAAAGAAUCAAAAACCAAACCUCAAACCAGCUGUGACUACAUCUAAACCCCCCACAGCUGCUACUGUGAACUCCACCAUUGCAUCAAUUACUGCUGCUCUUGGCACUGCCAGCAGCGCCACAAGUAACAGCACCGCAACGAAAAACUCCUCAACCGAUUCCCCUUCAGCUCCUCACCCUCCGAAUAAGUAUGUAGACAAUCCUGCACCUGCAGCUUCACAGCUUCUUCAAACUGAUGAUGACGACACAGUGAGUAUUGUGGAGAUUGGUUACCCAGCACUGAUCACACAGGUUAAGCUCAAGAGGUGCAUCGAACUUUACAUCGUCAAUGCUGAAAGAAACUUGAAGAAAAAGACCAAACUUGAAAGCAGCAGUGGGGCGCAAAGACUGCAGACAGACCUGCGAGGGCUUUUCUCUGUCAUCACCAGCAUCAUAGUGAUCCUGCAAACACAGCUGCACUAAAGCCUUCUUUACACAGAGAAACUUGUGUGACGUGUCGCUCAUUUGGUUUUUUUAUCUGACCAAAUGAGUGUGCGAUGAAACACUCACUACUCAUAUGCAACACUUUCACAGCCCACCAGGGGGCAACAUAGCAGACUUUUAUAAUCACUGGUUUUUGUAAAUAUUCGAAAACACCAGAAGAAUUGUAAUCAAACUCUAGAUGUUUGGUUUUGAGAAACAUCUCAGUGAGUUUGGAGUAAAUUAUAAUAAACAAAUGUAAAAGUUUUUAUCUUGUGAUUCAUUUUGGGUCAUAUGUUGUGCAUGAAUGACAUCAGCCUGAGCUGAACUAGCUGAGUAGAGUAUGCUUUAACUAAGAUUGUAAAUAAGUUAAAGUUUGUAAGCAUGUCAGCAUGAUAGAAGCAGGAUGAAUCUGAAAACACUAGUGUGAGCUGCAGAUGGACUGUCAUUGUAUUUGCUGAAGAAACCUGAUUGGUAUGAGCCCUAAAGAUGAUCCAUUCUGAUCUAUUACAUAUAUGAUGGAGUCAAAUAUGUUUAAAGUCAAAAAUUUUCCAAAACCAUGCAAUGGCCAGAUUGGAGUCUUUACUGGGCUAAUUCUGGCCUUAUGUUUGACACCCUUGCAAUAAAGAGUAACCUCAUGUGAUUGAA
This is a messenger RNA of Neolamprologus brichardi, 2208 nucleotides long. RefSeq lists its product as uncharacterized. Lineage: Eukaryota; Metazoa; Chordata; Actinopteri; Cichliformes; Cichlidae. Gene Ontology annotation, cellular component: membrane. Gene Ontology annotation, biological process: protein homooligomerization. The record is from RefSeq and is a predicted model, not a curated record.